GACACGACCACCUGCUGGGGAGACGGGACUUUUCUGAGAACAGCCCACCUCAGGCUGCCUCCCAGAGGGAGGUACUACGCAGAAAUUUCAACUGAAAACCAUUUAAAUACUGCACACCAUGGGGAUGGCAAGCCAUAAAUGGAUUUGAGAGAGAAAGUCCCCAAGCUCUACCCCUUAGUUAAGAAAGGUUCCCUACACGAUUUACUAUGGCCUGUGUAAACUGGCAUAUAGUCAUCUCUGUAGCCAUUGUUGUGACUGUCAAAGCUGUUGGCACAACCUUUUUUCUCCUUUAUUUGCCACAGAUAUUCCCUCCUGUCCUUGAAGAAAGCCUCAACUCUACCAGCACAGAAAGAAGCACAACAGUGCCAUGGAUAUCUUCCACUACCUUUGAAGAUAACUCCAAUUACCCCACCACUGAAAACAGCAGAACUGUUCGAUCGACCUCACCUGCCACCUCUGAAGGGAACUACAGAUACAUCACUCCAGAGAACAGGGGAACAGGCUGCCCCAUUCGGUGGGAUCUUUAUAAGGGGAGAUGCUAUUUCUUCUCCACCAAUGAAGAAAACUGGAACAAUAGUCAUGUUCGAUGCUCUAAUGAAGGGGCUACACUGGCAAUUAUCAACAACACGGAGGAGCAGAAGUUUCUCCAGGAGAGAGCUGGUUUAGAGGUGUAUUUCAUUGGCCUUCGAUACCAGCAUUCACAAAAAAGGUGGAAGUGGAUCGAUGGUUCAGGAUUCCAGGUUAACUUUACAAACUACGUGCCACAUUUUGACUGCGCGACUGUAGGGCUGAGUCCAACCAUGGACAAGUCAUCUUGUGAGAUUUCCCAUCGAUGGAUAUGUGAGAAGAAAGCCUCGUAAUCCCCAUUAUUUUGGCACGGCUCCCUAAGGUGAGGAGAGAGGGACAUGCCUCCUACACACACACUAAGGCCAUGGAGCCAUGGAGAGAAGUGCCUCUCAGACCUCCUCUUCACUCAGUGAAACACCUAUGAAAUUCUGAAGCUAUCCAGGAGGUAAUAAAUCAUUGUCUCUGGACUCAGAAGAGAUGGCAUUGGUUAGAGGUGGAAAGGCCCAGGACUUAGAAAAAGAGAUUUGAAGGCAGAGGUUCGUGAGAAAAAAAUUCAACAAGUGCCUUUUAUCGUUCUAUAAACUUGCUCAUCCUAAGCUUAUGUACUUUAUUUUUAUUUUUUUUUCUUAAUUACCUGAUAAAACUUUUCCACACCA
Molecule: messenger RNA, 1223 nt
Organism: Phascolarctos cinereus (koala)
Lineage: Eukaryota; Metazoa; Chordata; Mammalia; Diprotodontia; Phascolarctidae
Source: RefSeq, a predicted model, not a curated record